This is a messenger RNA of Prorocentrum cordatum, 1263 nucleotides long. Lineage: Eukaryota; Dinophyceae; Prorocentrales; Prorocentraceae. The record is from the annotation of a GenBank genome assembly.
CAGGAGCUCGCUUGCAUCGGGUUCGCUCUGCUGGAGGUGCGCGCUGGAGAAGCAGACGCUCUUGGCGACACUGCGGCGCCAGGCGCAGUUGCGCCUGCUCCUGCAGACACAGGCGAGGGCGAGGCUGUCUGCGAGGACAGACUGCCGAAUCCUUGAUGACGACGGCGAGGUCUUCCAGUCGAGUCUCCAAGCGGGCGCUGCGGUAGCCAUCGGCGGUUUCAGGUGCGGCGCGGCCUCCUGGGCGGAGUGCGUGCUGGCCCCCAGCGCGAGCUACCUGCUGGUGCCGCUCGCCCUGCAGGCUCCCGGAGAGGACCUCCCUGCCACCGCCGCUGUCCUCACCAGCUCGACAGUACGGGUCGGCCGACCGCUCUGGCUGGGCUGGCAGGCCGUGCGCGCCGCCUGGGCGGCGUACGCCAGGAGCCAGCGACAGCGAGCCCGAAGAGUUCCACGGCGCGCUGCUGUACAUGGGGAAGGGCCACGUCUUCCUCGGCGACCCUUGGUUGGACCAGAACUUGCCCGCCCAGGCUCAGGUGGCGUUGGCCGAGAACCGCGGGGAGGGGCAUUUCCACGUGGAGGUCUGCGUCGAGAGCGACACGCUCCGCUUCUCUCGCGGGGGAGGGCUUACCAGCGACUGGCUCCCGCAGGGCUACGGGCAGAUCCUGCAGGUGGCGCAGCCCAGCGAGACCAGUGGCGGAUCUGCCGGGUGGGCGAGCUCGCACAGGUUCCUGAUGACCUCCAGCGAGCCGCCUGGGAGCUGGCACUGCCCGGCCGUGGAGAGCUCGGGCGGCGCCGUGGCCAUGGUUGCAUUGCACGAGCCGUUCGUGCUGGCGGCGUGAAUUUCGGGGCGAGGAGGGCGAGGCGUGAGGAGUGUGGAGUGAGGAGCGCCGCGUGAGCAGGGCAGGAGGAGGCACCUGGACUCCCCAGUGCCCGCCGGUUUUUUCGGUGCUCUGCAGUGGCCGGGGAUGUGCAUCCCUAUGCACAUAGCGCGCCGCCGAGGGCGCGCGAGUAGUGCUUGGGCCGUUCGCCGGCGGCCAGGCGAGGGAGUCGCCUCGCCACCGGCGGGCGCUGCAGCUUUUUUUUCGGAUCCCCUUCUCCGUCCGGGGAUGGGGGCUGUGGAUGAGGAGGUCAACAGGUGGCUGGCUUUUCGGGCUGGGUGCGCCAGAGUAGAAUUAGGAUGUUCCGCCGGCGGCCAGGCCUGCGGAGGCGCCCCUGCCGCCAGCGAGAGAGCCGCGGCCCACCUUCUUGCUUGGUCGAUCCCGUGGC